This is a messenger RNA of Sorghum bicolor (sorghum), 1699 nucleotides long. RefSeq names its product glucuronoxylan 4-O-methyltransferase 2. The coding region runs from base 333 to 1319 and encodes 328 amino acids. Gene Ontology annotation, biological process: xylan biosynthetic process. NCBI's taxonomy places the organism in Eukaryota, Viridiplantae, Streptophyta, Magnoliopsida, Poales, Poaceae. The transcript has a single exon. The record is from RefSeq and is a predicted model, not a curated record.
GUAUAUCUUGGAGAGCUGCUUCUUGUAUUUCCACGUAAAGAUCAACCAAACUCCCCAGACGGCCGCACCAAACAUUAGGUGCCAUAUCUCUCAAAGGGAAAAAAAAAACACAUUAGGUGCCUAGUCCUCAUCAGCCACCUCCCCAGACCAGCUGCUGAUGUUACGACGUUUUGCUGGAUCUUGAAGCAUCGACCAAACUCCAAACCAAAUAGUGUAUUGCCAUCCCAACGCACAGCUAACUGUUGGCAGGCACUGGAAAAAAAAAAGGCCAAAAAGGCUAAAAAACACAACACAUCCUCACUCUCAGAGUAAGCAGUGUGCUCCUGAGCACGAUGACGAGCCCCAUGCACGCGCGCAAGGCCAAGCUCAAGACCCACCUCAUCUCCGCCAAGGCGAAGCUCAAGCACAACGUCACCCCGCGCCGCGUCGUCCUGCUCGCUGCCGCCGCCACCUCCGCCUUCCUCCUCCUCUUCACCCUCCGCACCCUCCACUCCGCGGCGUCGCGACACGGCGCCGCAGCAGGCGCCCCUGCCAUCGCCGCCCACCACGCUGAUGACCACCAGGAGCUGGAGCACCAGCAGCAGCACCAACAACAAGAGUGCGCCGCCGCCAAGCAGGUGCCGGCGUCCGUCGCGGAGGCGCUGGUCCACUACGCGACGUCGAACGAGACGCCGCCGCGGCAGACGGAGGCCGAGGCCGGGGCGGCCGCGCGCGUGCUGGCGCGGCGCGCGCCGUGCAGCCUCCUGGUGUUCGGGCUGGGGCCCGGCAGCGCGCUCUGGGCGGCGCUCAACCACGGCGGCCGCACGCUCUUCCUCGAGGCCGACGCCGACCGGAUCGCCUCCGCACGCGCCGCGCGCCCGGCCGGGAUCGACCUCCAGGCCCACCCCGUCGCCUUCCAGCAAGAAGCCAUAGCUACGCCAUCCGACGACCUCCUGGUGGCGCUCCGUAACUCCUCUGACUGCGCCGCCGCCGCGUCCUCCUCCCCGCCAAAACCUCUCACACCGGACCACCUGGAGCAGUCGCCGUGCGCGCUGGCGCCGCGCGGGCUGCCGGCAGCGUUCUACGAGGCGGAGUGGGACGUGAUCGUGGUGGACGCGCCGGUGCCGGGCGCGGUAUACACCGCCGGGGUGGCGGCGAGGGCGCGGCGCCCGGGGACGGGGGAGACGGACGUGCUGGUGCACGGCGUGGAUGGCGCGGCCGACGAGAGCUUCACCAGGGCGUUCCUGUGCGAGGGGUAUCUGAAGGAGGAAGCUGGCAGGCUCCGGCAUUUCUCCAUUCCGAGCCACAGGGACAAGGACGCCAUGCCAUUUUGCCCUUGAGAUUUUCAUUAAUACGCUAAUAAUGAUAUACUCCUAAUUGAGUCGUCAUCAUUUCAGUGUUUCGAUUCAGAGUAUUUCCGUGAAAUGAAAGGAUUUUGUGGCAAAUAUUAAGAAAAGAAGUGGGAUUGGUGACAAAGCCAUAAAGGAAAUGUUAGUUAUACUCCUAGGUGCUAGAAUUAGUCACCAUGUUUACAUUCGUGCAUGUGCGUAGGCAUCGGUAAGUAGUGGUAGUUUGCUUAGCUAUGAACCUGGAUAUGCCGUCAUGGCCGGGCGACAUCGGGCGCGGGGAUGGACGCGCACCUCUUUCGUGUUGUGCGUGCCAUGAGCGGCAUGAUCUCUGUACUCUUUCAAUAAAUGGAAACGCUGCGUUGUUUGCAGCA